AUGAGCGCGACAGCAGCACACUCGUCUCGACGGAGCAGUCGACAUAAAGCUAAAGAAGAAGCAUCUGUCAAGGAGGAAGAAUCGAACGAUCUCACGGAAAUUUCCAACGUCCAACUCGUUCGCGAGGCGAUAGAAGAAGACCCAGACGACAUCAAUUCGCCGCUCCGGUCGAUGCGAAAUUUAGAGGACGUGACGAUGACGUUUAACACGAAUAAUAUCAUCAAAGAGACAGACAACGCGAAGAAGACGAGAAUGAAAACACCAAAAACGCGAUCGACGAAGAAAAAGACAAAGAAACGAGAAGAGAAAGUGUUCACAGAGCCUCCGUUUUCUCCGCUGAUGACAUUGGAAAAUGAUGAUUUUGAUGUCAAAGGGGAAGGAAGGAAGGAAGAAUUUAACAUGCCGCCGUCGACGCAUAAGCGAUGGACGGACGACGAUAAUAAGUCUCCGAGUGUUGUCGUUAAACAUCAAAACGAGACUCCUGCGCGUGGCAUGAGUAACACAGGUGAAGAUGCGGGUGGGUUCAAGUUGGAUUUUUUGGAUGAUGAUCACGCGGUUUUGAACGGCGAGGAAGAGGAAGAAGUGGUCGAAGACGAGGACGGGACCCCGAAGGAAACGCACGAGAACGUGGACGCGACGGAGGAGAUUUUGGCGAGAGUGAAUGCGAGAAAUCUGACGUGGCAUAAACAGCCGGAACAGGCGAAGUUUUACGGCGGCGUCGUGGAGUUUGGGCAGCAACAGCCGCAGAUGAUGGGGACGUUGAUGAGCACGCCUGGAUUUCACUCGCACGCUCAGCAGCGCUCCGCGGUUUUAGGCAUACCGCCGACGCCGUUGGCGAAUACGGCGGUGCCGUGGCCAAACGAUCACACGAACGAAGGCAUGAACACGGAGGCGUUUUUGAACGGCAUCGCAUCGUUUCAAGGCGGGUUUAACGAAGACGAUGCGAACUUUGCGAGAGGGGAAGGACCGUUACCUAGGACGCCGAUUUUUCAACACCAACGAACGCCCGCGAGCGGAAAUGGAGGAAGCGUUGGCAAUAUUCGCACGAAUUUGUAUACUCUUCAUAAUCAACACAGAGACGCGAUGAUGAUGAAAACGAACAACAACGAACGAGAGAAACAUCAUCUUCCGCCAUCUUCGGACGAAAAGCUCUCCGCGGAGCUUCGUCGAACCAAAACGGAAAUUUUGGAUUGUCAAGAUCGACGAAAACGGUUGCGAGAUACGCUGAUCGCGCUUCGCGAGAAGGAGGAGAAAUUGUACGCAAAAGCCGCGGAAAUGCAAAGAGAAUUGCUGCGAAGAGACCCGUCGAAAGCAAUAGAGCUCGGUGGGGCGAGCAUUUUCGAAGCGCUUCCUCCGUUAGGCGACGACUUCGACGUUUUGAGGGAAGAGAAAGCGGAAGAGAAGACGAAGGAGGAGCGCGGCGUCGCCGCGGAAGUCAAAGAAGAAGAAGAAGAAGAGCUAACGAUGACGACGGCGACAAAAAACUCCGAAAAAGAAGAACAAGAGACAAAACAAAACCAAAUGGAGGAGGACAGACGAAACGCGUCGAGAGCGUCGGCGAGCACGUCCACUCGCAAAUUCACCUCCAAAAUCUCACAAACGUACGACGUCCAUCGAAGCGUCCUUUCGAUGCAGUUUCUCGACCCAUCUUCUUGGUUAGACGGCCAAACCUCGUUACUCGCGGCGUCCGCGGACGACGUUAUCCGCCUUUACGCUUCGGACAGUCGAAAACCGUUCGCGUUAAUGCGCACCGAGAAAGGUUUGAGCUGCGUGGGUACAACUUUGAAGGAUCGCGUUGCGUUUUGCGCGACGAAGUUUGGCGGCGUCUCGCAAAUCGAUUUGGCGACUGGAGAGAAAAUAGGCACAGUGGUGCAAAAUUAUGAACAGCUCAGAGUGAAUAAAAGCAUCGAGUGCAUGGCAACGUCGACGACGACGGGUACGGACGAUAAUAUCUUGGUCUGCGCCGGCGAAGGAAGCGCCAUUCGCGUGUGGGAUGCGAGAUGUGCCAAUUUUGGCGCCGCGCCGUUGACGUUUCACGCGCCCGGCGCUCGGAACGUGAGUUCAGUUGCACUCGGCGGCGGUGACAGUGGGCACACGACCUUACUCGCUUCCGCGCCAACCAGUGGUCUCUUCGCGUUCGAUUUGCGCGUCAAUUCGAGCAGCUCGAGUCCGGGAGAACGCGGCGGCGGCGGCCAAAUCUCGCGUUUGUCCGUGCCAAACUUUGAGAAACAACCGAGAUGGGUAAACGCAAAGUUUUGCGCCGCGAAUGAAAUCUUUGCCAUCGCGUGCGACGGCGAUGCGGCAACGUUUGAAGCGUCCGGUGAAUUUAGAGCCACUUCGGCGUUUGCCGGCGUUUCGGCUCCGUUCCAAAUGGCUUCUCCUUCGUCCUCCUCCCCGUUCUCUUCCGCCGCUUCAAAGUCGUUCGUCAAAACCGGCGGCAUCUUAGAAACCUCCGCGGAUGGUGCACACGUCCUCGUUUCCACCGGCGAUAUCGGUAACGGCGUCCAGUGUUUCAACACGUCCACCGGUGCAGUCGUUGCCUCGUGGGACGUUGGAUCCACAUCGACUUCUUCGCCAAUCUCGUGCGCCUGUUGGGGCCACUUUAACGCCUCCGCGAAAGAACCGUUCGGCAAAGACGCGUUCGCCAUCGCGGACACGAAAGGGAGCAUCAAAGUCUUCGGGGUUUAA
Molecule: messenger RNA, 2688 nt
Organism: Bathycoccus prasinos
Lineage: Eukaryota; Viridiplantae; Chlorophyta; Mamiellophyceae; Mamiellales; Bathycoccaceae
Exons: 1
Coding region: 1-2688 (895 amino acids)
Molecular function (GO): protein binding
Source: RefSeq, a predicted model, not a curated record